Aspergillus tanneri is the source of this 2331-nucleotide messenger RNA. RefSeq names its product SPX domain protein (gene VTC2). Gene Ontology annotation, cellular component: fungal-type vacuole membrane; vacuolar transporter chaperone complex. The transcript has 2 exons. The coding region runs from base 1 to 2331 and encodes 776 amino acids. The record is from RefSeq and is a predicted model, not a curated record. Lineage: Eukaryota; Fungi; Ascomycota; Eurotiomycetes; Eurotiales; Aspergillaceae.
AUGCGUUUUGGCAAAACGUUGAAGAAUUCCACCUAUCAGCCGUGGAAUGGGAAGUAUAUUGAUUACCACAAGCUGAAGGUGCUCUUGAAAGAGCAUGAUGUCACCGGAGAUGGGAGUGACUCGGAUAGCAGUCAAUGGACCGAACAGGACGAGGAAGCGUUCGUCCAGGAACUGAUCAACGUCCAGCUGGAUAAAGUCAAUGCUUUCCAAGUGGAGACCUCCCAGCAAUUGAGAGAGCGCACCACUGCCUGCGAACAGAAAUUGCGCCCAUUGGCUCCCGAUGCCGACCAUGGGACUUUGGUUGUCGAAGACGAGGUACAACGAAGGUCCGUCGCUUCUGAAGUCCUUCACGAACUGGACGGCAUUACGAGGGAAGUCAGCGAGCUGGAAAAAUAUAGCCGCAUAAACUUCACGGGUUUCCUCAAGGCUGCCAAAAAGCAUGAUCGCAAGCGCGGGGCACGAUACCGGGUUCGCCCCCUGCUGCAAGUGCGUCUUUCCCAGCUGCCCUUCAACUCGGAAGACUACUCUCCUCUAGUCCGUAGGUUGUCAGUAAUGUACUCGUUUGUUCGCGAGAUCCUCAGUCAAAAUCACUAUGAAACCAGAGACCAGGACGCACCCCGUUUCGGUCAAGAUUCAUAUUCCUCGUUCAAGUUCUGGGUCCAUCCGGAUAACGUCUUGGAGGUGAAAACCUACAUCCUUCGGCGACUCCCGGUCCUUAUCUACAACCCGGGAACGUCCAAGGAACCAGAGACCCUCCCGGAUGACCCCACGAUCACGUCUCUCUACUUUGACGAUCCGCAGUUCGAUCUCUACACCCAAAAAGUUGCCCGGGCGCCUGAAGCAGGCUCUUUGAGGCUGCGAUGGACGGGUAAUCUGAAGGACAAGCCUGCGAUCUUUUUGGAGAAAAAGGUGGUCACAGACGACGAUCGCAGCAGAGAGGUUAGAGUGCAGCUGAAGCAAAAACAUGUGAAAGAGUUCCUGGACGGCGAAUAUCGAUUCGACAAGAAAGUCCAUCGGAUGGAGGACCUGGGGAAUGGCGAAUCAAGAGAGGCCGAGGCAUUCAAAAAGGAUGUGGACGAGCUGCAAUCAUUCAUCAAGGAGUACAAAUUGCAACCGGUGCUUCGGGCCAACUAUACUCGGACCGCAUUUCAAAUCCCCGGUGACGAUCGAAUUCGCAUCUCUCUUGACAGCAACUUGGCGAUGAUCCGGGAAGAUAGCUUGGAUGACGAGCGUCCCUGCCGUGAGCGCGAUCAAUGGCAUCGCACUGAUAUCGACGAUGCAAGCAUGGAGUACCCCUUUAGCACCAUUCGAACGGGAGAAAUCGUUCGCUUCCCAUACGCAUUGCUGGAGAUCAAGUUAAGGGGGCCGACUGCGCACAAGGCAGAAUGGAUCAACGAUCUCAUGGUGUCUCACCUAGUGAAGGAGGCACCCCGUUUCUCCAAGUUCGUCCACGGGGUGGCCCAGCUCUUUGAGGACUAUGUCAAUAGUUUCCCGUUUUGGCUUGGUGAGAUGGAAAAUGACAUUCGGCGGGACCCUGAAACCGCAUUUCACGAGGAGCAAGAACGACUGGCCAGACGGGCUGAAGAGGACAUGGCCGUGGGGAGCUUUCUGGGGACCAGGACGAGUCCCUCCGUAAAGCCCCUGGUAGGAUCACCCGUCGCUCGGAUCACAGAGAUAGAAUCGUCAUCGCGACAGCGACAGCCAUCCCAGCUUGUGAUGCCAGCUCCGAGGGUACCCGCUCCGGAGGAACGCGAACAGCGACAGGAGCCCGAGUCCCCUACCCAGCGAGAUCAACGGCCAGCUGCAUUGUCCCGCCUCUCCUCACUUUUCCCGUCAUUCCCGUUCUCCCGUUUCAGUCGUGCACAACGCAUGGCGGUUGAUUUGCCGCCGGGGAUCCGAGAGCCAGGCAUUUGGAUCAAAGACGCUGGGCCCGUUCGUGUGGAGAGCAAGGUCUGGCUUGCUAACCAGCGGACGUUUAUCAAAUGGCUUCAUAUCAGCAUCCUCCUUUCCACAUUGUCCCUGGGGUUGUAUAACGCGGCGGGCAAACACAACGAUGUCGCGCGCGUUCUGUCCGUGGUGUACACUUUCUUUGCUAUCUUCUCCGCCGCGUGGGGAUGGUAUAUGUAUGAGAAACGAGCGCGACUGAUUCGACAGCGUAGUGGACAUGAUCUGGACAAUACUUUUGGGCCGAUUGUUGUGUGUAUUGGAUUGGCGGUGGCGCUCGUGUUGAAUUUUGCGUUUAAGUAUACAGCCACGCUUGAAAGGAUCCGGGGAGAACAGCCCCGUGAUGCUACUUUGCCACUGGUUCAACAGGGAGGACAGACACUGUAG